AUUCGCCUCCCUGUGCUUGGGCGCUGGUGUCUGCGCGCAGCACGAGCCCCUGGACUGAGCCAGUAGUGAGUGCAUCGGAUUUCCAGAGUUUCUUGGUCGAGCCGGCGAGCGAGCGAUCGAUCGAUUCUGGCGUCUGGACGGGAGUGGUGGCUGCUCGAGCGAUUCGCAAUCGGGCUCGUCGUUGGAAUCCGCGUGGGAAUGACAGUGCAGUAGCGAGGAACUCGAAAUGAACGACUCGUUGAAUUCGACUUAUGCUCCUGAGGUUGCCGAUAGCAAUAACGAAGAUGAGCCAACGGUUGCCAUUCUUUUCAUUGGGGUCUCACUCAUUUUGGGAGUAAUAUGUCGACAGGUGUUUAGAGGCACAAGAGUUCCUUACACCGUCGCCUUGCUAAUUCUGGGAUCUGGUUUGGGUGCAAUGGAAUAUGGGACCAGCCGGGGUUUGGGAACAUUGGGAGCAAGUAUUAGAAUGUGGUCAAAAAUCAAUCCAGAUCUAAUACUCUUCGUUUUCCUACCUGCUCUUCUCUUUGAAAGCUCGUUUGCCAUGGAACUUCAUCAGAUAAAGAGAUGUAUAAAUCAGAUGCUCUUGCUAGCUGCUCCUGGAGUUUUGAUUUCCACCUUCAGCCUUGCUCUUGUCCAUCGUUUUCUUUUUCCUUAUGGCUGGAAUUGGAGUACCUGUUUGCUUCUUGGAGGCCUUCUAAGUGCUACAGAUCCAGUGGCAGUUGUUGCUCUCUUAAAGGAGCUGGGAGCCAGCAAGAAAUUAAGUACAAUUGUAGAAGGUGAAUCGUUAAUGAAUGACGGAACGGCUAUUGUUGUUUUUAAACUUUUUUUCCAGAUGGUGCUCGGCCAGCACUUUACUCCAGGAGAUAUCAUACGAUUUUUCUCCCAAGUUGCUCUCGGAGCAGUCGCACUGGGGCUAGCAUUUGGACUGGUUACCGUGUUGUGGAUUGGACGAGUGUUCAACGAUGCCAUCGUUGAGAUCACUUUGACCCUCACCGCAAGUUACAUGGCUUUUUUUGUUGCUGAAAUGGAGGCAAAGGUAUCUGGCGUACUAACUGUCAUGACAGUUGGCAUGUUCUUUGCCGCAUUCGCAAGGACUGCGUUCACUGGUGAAAGUCAACAAAGUAUGCACCACUUCUGGGAAAUGGUCGCUUACAUUGCCAACACCUUGAUCUUCAUUCUUAGCGGGACGGUAAUCGCGGAGAGCAUUCUGCAAAGUCAAAACAAUAUUCAAGGACAUGAUUGGGGUUAUCUAGUGUUGUUAUAUGUGGCAUUGCAGCUCUCUAGAGUGCUCGUUGUCAUCAUCCUGUACCCAGGGUUGAAGUACUUCGGGUAUGGCCUUGAUUGGAAAGAGGCCUCUAUACUUAUCUGGUCAGGACUUCGUGGAGCCGUUGCCUUAUCUCUCUCUCUCUCAGUGGCUCAAGUUGGCGAAGCUGAAUCAGAAGGGUAUACUUUCAUCACAAGGAGGACAGAAGCUCAGUUUGUCUUUUUUACAGGUGGAGUUGUGUUCUUAACUUUAAUUAUCAAUGGAUCCACGACUCAGUUUUUACUCAGAGCAUUACGUAUGGAAACUACGUCCGAAACGAAGGCCCUUGUUCUGGAAUAUGUAAGACAUGAAAUGUAUGGCAAAGCUCUUGAGUCAUUUGGUGAGUUAGGAGAGGAUGAAGAUUUAGGGCCAGCAGAAUGGGCAACCGUCUACUCAUAUGUUACCUGCUUGCGACAUCAAAUUGAGAGAGGAUCUCCAACACAUCCACAUGAAGCAAGUAGUUCAGGAGAAGAAACACGAAAGAUGAUUCUUCAAGACACUCGAAUUCGAUUCUUAAAUGGUGUGCAGGCUGCAUAUUGGGAGAUGCUAGACGAGGGUCGCAUAACAAGAACAUCCGCAUCAAUACUGAUGCAAUCUGUCGACGAAUCUCUUGAUUCUGUAGCUCGACACGAACCCAUGCUUGACUGGAAAGGUCUCAAACAACAUGUGCAGUUCCCACACUACUUGAAGUGGAGGGGUUCCUUGAUGGUGCCAAAACGCCUUCUCUCGUUCUUUACUGUAGUUAGACUGGAGCUGGGAUGCUACAUUGCUGCAGCUUUCCUUCGAGCCCACAGACAAGCAAGGCAUCAACUGCGUGAUUUCAUCGGAGAAAGUGAGGUAGCUGACUUUGUGAUUACCGAAAGUGAAAAUGAGGAAGCUGAGGCUAAGCGCUUUCUUGAGGAUGUCCGGCUUCUGUUUCCGGAGGUUUUACGGGUUAUAAAAACAAAGCAAGUGAGUUAUGCCGUCUUGGUACGUUUGAGUGUUUACGUCAAGAGUCUCGAACAAGCAGGACUUUUAGAAGUAAAAGAGACGAACCACUUACACGAUAUGAUUCAGGUAGACUUGAAAAAAUUGCAGAGAUCGCCACCUUCGGUAGAAAUGCCAUCCGCACAUGAGGCGCUCAACAAUCAGCCAUUCUUUGGAGCCCUUCCGGAUCAUCUAAAGAAAGUUCUUCAACAUGCCGCUAAAGAGUGCAUGAUGUUUCGAGACAGUCCGCUUUACACGGAGGAUUCAAAAGCCGAAGGCGUGUGGCUUGUAGCCAAUGGGUCGGUGAAGUGGACCACAAAGAAUAAUGCUGGACGGCAAUCGCUUCACCCAACCUUCACGCAUGGCAGUACACUUGGUCUUUAUGAAUGUUUAACUGGCAGGCCACGACUUUGCACCAUCACAGCAGAUUCAGUGGCCCAUUGCUUCUUCAUAGACAGUGCAAAGCUCAUGGCUUUGUCUAAGAAUGAGCCCCCCGCACUCGAAGACUUUUUUUGGCAGGAAAGUGCCUUGGUCGUGGCCAAAAUUGUGUUACCCCUUCAGUUUGGAGCUAUCACCAUGCAAGAGCUGCGUGCGCUAUUUUCGGAAAGUUCUAACUUGUGCACAUAUAUCCGCGGAGAAACAUUUGAGCUGGAGAUUGGUAAGAUCGGGAUUUUGCUUGAAGGUUUCCUUAAGCAAGAGGGUAAGGAGGAUGAAGUUAUCGGUGCUCCUGCCGGCUUAAUUACAAAAACAGAGAUCCUUACGGUCGGUAAAGGGCUUCCAGGUAGCCGGACUGAGAGCAUUGUACAGCAGAGUAUUUUCUACCAUGUAGAGGCUCGCUCUCGGGUUCUUUUCAUCAAUCUUCCUUCUUAUCAGUCGACUCCUCCAUUCCCAUCUUUGAAUCCCCUUCUUACAAGGCAGAGUAUGGGCGAUUUAGCUGGAUUGAUGCGAUUCGGAUCCAAAUAUCGCAGUUCAUGGAAGUCUAGUGAUGGUCUAAAUAAAUCAGUUGAUGGUUCCGAGGACCUUUCGGGCAAUUACUCAGAAAAAGCCAUGGAGUUGAGCGUGUUUGGCAGUAAGGUACCGAACAAAGGGUGGAGAAGUAGUUAUGUUCGUAAGUUUUUUAGUUUUCAACAGCCUCGGAGUCAGUCAUAUUCAGCUGUUGCGGCGAGAUCCCUUCGGAAGCAGUUCUCGUCAGCAGAUGCUCUGAAACUGCCAGCACGGAGUUAUGGUUAUGUUCCCAGGAUGACUCACAGUCAAGGUAACUUGUUAUCUACACCAGCUCACCAGGAACGGCCCCAAGUCCUGCAGAGAACCCACUCUGGAACUAGUUGUGAUUCCGAUGGGGACGAGGAACAUAUUGUGGAGAUCGAAUCCCCUAGUAAACUUUUUCCAUCCAGUCAAGCCACAUGGUGAGACAUCUUCAUAUCAGUAUAAAGGUGAUGUGCCUAUAUGUCGACAAAAAUUGACAAGCAGAAGGGUGGAUAUUAAGGUGGCUUGCUCGGGUUUCAAGAUGAAACAGCAGGAUGCACCAAGAGGGCACGUACAAAUCGGAGGUCUGCAGGGCACGAUCAGUUGAGUACAAAGUACUCAUCUUUUGCUGAUCUGCGAACUUCCAAUAACAUCAUCUGCGCACUUGUACGAUUGAUCUUAUGAUGUCAAGAAACGACAGGUGUAAAGUACCGAUCUUGUAUAAGUUGUAUAAUAGGGCUUUUUAGAGGAGAAUCGAAGCACGUGUAAUAGUAACAAAGAUUUUGUUGUGUUCGUGAUCCAAAAUUUCGAGGUGAAUAUUGGAUGAUGCUACAGAAGUGAAGAAACCUAUUUAGAGUACAAAGCAAUUAUUGCUGAUUUUCAGUAAGUUUCCUUAUUCAUGCUGUCCGAAGACGUGAAGGGGAAGCAGAGAAGAAAAAUGAGUGAAGUUUGUUAGUUUGGGCAUCUUAGCGAAGACAAGUAUGAGCUAAAUAUGUGGUACGAGAUGUGGCUGAUGGGAACAAUAAUUUCAGGCGUUCAGCCUAAUUCAGGCUUUCAUAUGUUACCAUCACGCACAUGAAUGAUCAUUAUCCACCCCACAAAUUUACGAGUAUUCUGUGGGUGUACAUUCUCG
This is a messenger RNA of Marchantia polymorpha subsp. ruderalis, 4367 nucleotides long. The record is from the annotation of a GenBank genome assembly. NCBI's taxonomy places the organism in Eukaryota, Viridiplantae, Streptophyta, Marchantiopsida, Marchantiales, Marchantiaceae.